Gymnodraco acuticeps is the source of this 1489-nucleotide messenger RNA. RefSeq names its product protein transport protein SEC31-like. The record is from RefSeq and is a predicted model, not a curated record. Lineage: Eukaryota; Metazoa; Chordata; Actinopteri; Perciformes; Bathydraconidae. The transcript is spliced from 5 exons. Bases 75 to 1112 code for a protein of 345 amino acids.
AUUGGUCCGGGCUGGUCUCUGGCAACACUUAUAACCGUCCUCCUUUGCCAGGUUCUCCAGUGAAUGCCUUCAUCAUGAUGACUUCACGGUUUGUUGCAGGGGCUUCCCUCUUUGCGAUGCUGAUUGUGAGCAUGUGCUGCCUUCCUGUUCAGCAAGGCUCUUAUCCUGGUGGAAGUAAACCCAACACAGCUCCUAAUGUUGGCUUGUACCAGCAAUGGCCCUCUGCUCAGUUUUCACCUGAGGCUGUUGAGUAUUACAAUGGGACCUACCAAUCACUUUAUAAGGCUGUACCACAGCAGGAGCCCAGUGUCCCUAAGCUAACUGCUCAAAGACAACCAGAACCUGCUGUUGGUCCUGGUUCUUUUGGACCGGUUAAUUCAGGUUACAGGGGAACUUCAGCAAGGCAAAACCCUGACAACUCUGCUCAACCAGAAGCUGCUUAUCAACCUGCCCCUCCAGAAGUCAAAUGGGCUGUUGAACCUCCCAGGAUGUUCUCCGGAGGUGAGGAAGUGUCGACAGGCACCCGUGCCGUUGUCUCCAGUCAACCAGAAAACAUGAGUCCUCCUGGAUCAUUUUACCAGGCAGGGGAGUUGUCCACUUAUUCCCAAAUCUUAGAGCAGGGUAACUCUGAGCAGGAGACGGAGGACCUAGUGCCUUCUCGACGACCUUUUCCUCCAGGACCUUAUCAAGCUCCACCUCCUAGGUCAGAGUCUGCGGGACGAGGAUAUGCUAGACCAAGCUUAACCAGCGAACCUCGACCAGAAGCCAACACGGGCGGAGUUGUGGUCCCUUAUCGGUUCUACGACUUCUUCUUCCUGAACGGAAAGUACCCCCCAGGCACAUUCAGUUUUUCCAGCGACAGCUACGAGCAAGGAAGAGACAGCUUUCAAGAUGUUGGCUAUGUGAGAGACUAUUUUCCCAAUAACCCUGCACCCGUACAGGGGCGCCAGGCCGCCGCUGCUGCUGCACCCGUCCAGAACUUUUACACACCCAGGAUACCCGUGAUGGCUGGUUCUGGACGGGAUGGUGCAAAGACUGCUUCCCCUAGAGGCUUCAGGCAGCCAAUCCGCAACCAGGCCCCUGGCUACAACUUUGGUUAUGGUGGAUACUAGUGACGUGGAUGCCUACAGCAUGAACAAAGAUAUCUGCUAAAUAAAUAUUUUGUUAAUUACUCUGGCUUCAAGGUUGAUACUCUUGACUUGGGAACUCUCUUGCAGAAGGAGAAACCCAAUUUUUAAGAUGGUUUAAAACCUCCUGUGAAAUCACUUUAAUAUAAUUUGGGAUUGUAUUGUUAUUGCACGGCUACUCUUAUUUACGAUUUCCAUUGGCAAAAGAUGGUAGAUGGUACACUAUUUAUAAAAUAAAUGUAUCAGUGGGCUAAGUACUACAAAAGUUUUUUGUUUUUUUUUAAACAUCUUUUUUUUUGUUGCUGGCCCAAGAUAAGAGGUACUUUAAACCAAAUUGGGGAAAUGUUUGCAUUGCAGCAGCA